AUGGACACACAAAGGUUAGAGGAGGCAGCUGUGAAGAUCCAGGCAUGGUGGCGGGGCCGCGCCGUGCGCCAGACGCUGCUGCACGAGGCGCUCAGGGCCUGGGCCAUUCAGUGCUGGUGGCGGCAGGUGCAGGCCAAGAUGCUGGAGCAGCGGCGGCGCCUGGCCCUGAGGCUCUACACCUGCCAGGAGUGGGCGGUGGUGAAGGUGCAGGCCCAGGUGCGCAUGUGGCAGGCCCGCCGGCGCUUUCUGCAGGCUCGCCAGGCGGCCUGUGUCAUCCAGUCCCACUGGCGCUGGCGUGCCAGCCAGACCCGAGGCCUGAUCCAGGGCUGCUAUGAGGUCAGGGCCAGGCGGCUGGAGCUGGACAUCGAAAUCCUCAUGGCCUAG
This is a messenger RNA of Artibeus jamaicensis (Jamaican fruit-eating bat), 384 nucleotides long. RefSeq names its product IQ motif containing F6 (gene IQCF6). Gene Ontology annotation, molecular function: calmodulin binding. The transcript has 2 exons. The record is from RefSeq and is a predicted model, not a curated record. The coding region runs from base 1 to 384 and encodes 127 amino acids. Lineage: Eukaryota; Metazoa; Chordata; Mammalia; Chiroptera; Phyllostomidae.